AUGAAGAAACAAGCGACGUUGGGUCGGUAUUUUAGUUCUCUGAAGCGACCACAGGAAGAUGAACAUGGCGAUGAUAUUGCUAAGAAAUCCAAGUUAGAGACGUACAAAGGGACGAAGGAGCUUCUGUCGAAUGAUUUGGGUUUGACUAAUAGUAGUCAGCCGAAGUUGAGUGUCGGGGAGGCUGAGAAUACUGGGGCUGAGAAGCUACCCGUGAAUCCGGUUGCAGCUGCACUGCAGCCGGAUAAGCAUGGAACAGACGUGCCAUAUGCGUCGCUGUGCAGUGUUUAUGAGGAAAUUGAGGGGAUUUCGUCUAGGUUGUCGAUUAUAAAGCUGUGUUCUGAUUACUUAUACAGGAUUCUGGAGCAGCGCAGGGAGAAUUUGAUCCCGGUUACAUAUCUGUUUAUUAAUAGGCUGGGACCAGACUACGAGCCAGGACUGGAACUAGGCCUGGGAGAAGGGAUACUGAUAAAGACCAUUGGGGAGGCUUAUGGUAAGUCUUUGGCGCAGGUGCGCAAUAGUUACCGUGAAUGCGGAGACUUAGGCACUGUCGCACAACAAGCGCGAAUGGUGCAACCCACAAUGUUUAAGCCUAAACCAUUGUUAGUGAACGAAGUAUUUCAAAAUUUGCAAAAUAUUGCGAAAGCUGAAGGUAAGGACUCGCAGAAUAAGAAGAUCAGGUUGAUAAAAAAGAUGCUUACUGCAUGUCAGGGCGUCGAGGCGAAGUUUUUGAUUAGGUCCCUAGAAUCCAAACUGCGUAUAGGGCUUGCAGAGAAGACGGUGCUUAUAUCACUUUCUAAGGCAAUGUUGCGACAUGAGCGGAAGGGUAAAGAGCCGAGUCCUGAAGAAGUGGAGUCUGCUGAGCAAAAGAUUAGGGAUGCAUUCUGCCAGGUACCAAAUUACGAGAUUGUUAUCAAUUCCGCACUAGACCAUGGCAUAAUGAAUCUCGACCAGCAUUGUGUCCUUAAACCGGGCAUACCUCUAAAACCGAUGCUUGCAAAACCUACUAAAUCUGUGACUGAGGUCCUUGACAGGUUUCAGAACCAGAGAUUUACUUGUGAAUACAAGUACGAUGGAGAACGUGCUCAAGUUCAUUUGCUGCCUGACGGGUCCAUGCGUAUCUACUCUCGUAAUGGAGAAAAUAUGACGGAAAGGUAUCCAGAACUUAAGAUUCGAAACUUCUUGAAAACCCCUGAGUCCACGAAUAGCAUGAUUCUUGAUUGUGAAGCUGUUGCGUGGGACAAGGAACAAAACAAAAUCUUGCCAUUCCAGGUAUUAAGCACCAGAAAACGGAAGGGUGUCGAACUCAAGGACGUUAAAGUCCGUGUCUGUCUGUUUGUAUUUGAUAUUCUCUGCCUAAAUGGUGAACCACUGAUCAAUUUCUCUCUUGCAGAGCGCCGUGAACGUCUUACGGAAACAUUGCAGCCUGUUCCUGGAGAAUUGCAGUAUGCCAAUGAGAUUACAACGGCAAGUCUUGAGGAACUGCAGAAUUAUCUUGACCAAUCUGUAAAGGACUCAUGCGAGGGGUUAAUGGUCAAGAUGCUUGAUGGCGAAGAAUCACACUACGAGCCUAGUAAGCGUUCAAGAAACUGGCUGAAGCUUAAAAAGGACUACCUUGCAGGUGUAGGCGACUCGCUUGAUCUCGUGGUACUAGGGGCAUACCAUGGAAGGGGUAAAAGAACAGGUACAUACGGAGUGUUUCUACUUGGAUGUUACAACCCUGACUCUGAAGACUUCGAAACUUGCUGUAAAAUUGGAACGGGUUUCAGUGAAGAUGAUCUCCAAUCACUACACGACAAACUCAAAGAUACAAUUAUAGAGUUCCCAAGAGGCAAUAUUUUAUACGACGAAUCUUCCCCACCGGACGUUUGGUUUCAACCGUCACUCAUCUUCGAAGUCCUAACUGCAGACCUGUCCCUGUCGCCAGUUUAUAAAGCAGGUUGUCAUGUCUACGACAAGGGAAUUUCGUUGAGAUUCCCUAGAUACCUGAAGCUUAGGGAAGACAAAACCCCUACGGAGGCUACAACCUCAGAACAGGUUGUAGCCCUCUAUGAGAAUCAAUCCCAAUUACAGUCAAAAGCUUCAUAA
Eremothecium sinecaudum is the source of this 2085-nucleotide messenger RNA. It is a transcript of the gene CDC9, whose product is annotated as DNA ligase (ATP) CDC9. Gene Ontology annotation, cellular component: mitochondrion; nucleus. The record is from RefSeq and is a predicted model, not a curated record. Gene Ontology annotation, biological process: Okazaki fragment processing involved in mitotic DNA replication; DNA repair; DNA biosynthetic process. The coding region runs from base 1 to 2085 and encodes 694 amino acids. Gene Ontology annotation, molecular function: ATP binding; DNA ligase (ATP) activity; DNA binding. NCBI's taxonomy places the organism in Eukaryota, Fungi, Ascomycota, Saccharomycetes, Saccharomycetales, Saccharomycetaceae. The transcript has a single exon.